AGGAGAGAAUCAGUGACAGAGUCUUCAUUCUCAGGACAGGGACACUGGAGCCUCUGCCUAAAAAGUAGAGAUUCUGAGGAGGCUACAAAUAACAGUUCGGCGUUCUUAUUUCCUUCCCUGUGGUAGAAACUGGAAACAAGUAGCCAUCUGUUGUUUGGUCCACUCAAAAGAGGAUGUUGAGGCUUGUUUUUCCUUCGGAUCCAAGGGUGCUCCGGAGCCUGGCAGUCCCUGCCUUUCUCGUGCAAAGCGUCUCUGAGAAGGCAUUGGAGUGGAACUUCUCAGGUGGACCCCUGAGCAUGGAACACGCCCAUGACAGUGAUGGUAGUUCCAGCAGCAGCCGCAGCAGCAACCGCCAGAGCCUCAAGAGCACAGCCAAAUGGGCAACCUCCCUGGAAAACCUGCUGGAAGACCCUGAAGGCGUGAAGAGAUUUAGGGAAUUUUUAAAAAAGGAAUUCAGUGAAGAAAACGUUUUGUUUUGGCUAGCAUGUGAAGAUUUUAAGAAAACUCAAGAUAAAAAGCAGAUGCAGGAAAAGGCAAAAGAGAUCUACACAACCUUUCUGUCCAGUAAGGCCUCGUCACAGGUCAAUGUGGAGGGACAAUCUCGGCUCGAUGAAAAGAUCCUGGAAGAGCCACACCCUCUCAUGUUCCAGAAACUCCAGGACCAGAUCUUCAAUCUCAUGAAGUAUGACAGCUACAGCCGCUUUCUAAAAUCUGACUUGUUUUUAAAACACAAGCAAACCGAGGAAGAAGAAGAAGAUCCACCUGAUGCUCAGACUGCAGCUAAAAGAGCCUCUAGAAUUUAUAACACAUGAGCCCCCAAAGAGCCGGGACUGACAGCUUUAAGAAGGGAAGGAAGCGACUCUCAGGAUCACGCAGGGUUUAUAAUUGCUUUUGUUGUUUGCAAGGACUGAAGCGUACAGAACCCUUCAGUGGGGUCUGUGUAUUUUAUUAACUGCUUCACCAGUAAGUUUUGCAUGAUGCCUAAUCUUAUAUUAAAAAAAAUA
Molecule: messenger RNA, 1004 nt
Organism: Nycticebus coucang (slow loris)
Lineage: Eukaryota; Metazoa; Chordata; Mammalia; Primates; Lorisidae
Gene: RGS10
Product: regulator of G protein signaling 10
Exons: 6
Coding region: 174-812 (212 amino acids)
Biological process (GO): regulation of G protein-coupled receptor signaling pathway
Molecular function (GO): G-protein alpha-subunit binding; GTPase activator activity
Source: RefSeq, a predicted model, not a curated record